UUCUACUGUCAGUUGCUUAAUUCGAACUGAUGGAUAGUGAAAAGCAAAAGGAUGAGAUCAUUGCACUGGAAAGUAUUUACAAUGCAGAAGAAUUUUCUUAUCACGAAGAGAAUGGUCGUUAUCAAUGCAGUUUUAAGAUAUUUAUAAAUCUUCCUGUAGACUACUAUAUAAAUUACAAAGAUUGCAGACAUGCAGAAGAGCCACUACAGAAGACUAAGAUAUCUCAUUUACCACCUUUGACACUACAUAUUAUUUUACCAGAGGAUUAUCCUUCCGUGUCGGCUCCAAAAUUUACUUUGUACUCAUCAUGGUUACGUCUUUCAUUACUAGCACAAUUAUGUAAAAAAUUAGACCAACUGUGGGAAGAAAAUAAGGGGCAAGAAAUUCUGUUUACAUGGGUAGGCUUUUUACAAGAUGAAACUUUAGAGUUCUUGAGUAUACAAGAGAAUGUCAACAUGAGCAGUGCUUAUACAUAUUACAAAGAAGCUUUGGAAAAAGCACAAAGUGUUCAAAAGAAUAAAGUGAUAGACAAUAUAGAGAAAGAGCGUGCUGUUGAAGGUGCAAAAAGUAAAGGAAAGACAGAAGUAAAUACUCAAUAUUUGAGUAAAAAGAAUUUUUUGCAUAAAUACUAUGAUAAGAGAGCCAUUUUGGAUUGUCCUAUUGGUAGGAAUCCUAUUCAAGCUUUAAUGGAUUAUAAUGAAAAACGCAAUCAAAUUGAAUUCAAGAAAAAUUUUUACACUUGUAAGAUAUGCUUUGUGGAUAAAAUAGGGGAACAUUGUACACAAUUUCUGCCAUGUACACAUGUGUUCUGUAACGAUUGCAUAAGUGGCUAUCUAGAAGUGAGGAUUAAAGAUGGAAAUGUGCAAAAUAUUUGUUGCCCUGAAGAAAAGUGUUCUUCUGAAGCAACUCCUGCUCAGAUAAAAGACCUAGUAAGUUCAGAGUUAUUUGCGAAGUAUGAUUCUAUACUACUAAAUGCUACAUUAGAUACUAUGAUGGACAUAGUGUACUGUCCUAGGCGUAACUGUCAGUACCCAGUUAGUCGUGAACCAAAUGAACAAAUGGCAAAUUGCCCAGUAUGUCAAUACGCGUUUUGUAUUUACUGUAAAAUGGUAUACCAUGGUAUAGAACCAUGUAAGGUUUACUCAGCUGAAACGCAUGACUUAGUUAUCGAGUAUCAAGAAGCUUCUAACGAUAGGAAGCUUCAGAUGGAGCAACGUUAUGGUAAGAAGCAGCUUCAGACUUUAGUAGAAAACAUUAUGUCUGAGGAUUGGAUCAAGACUAACAGUCAGAAAUGUCCUAAAUGUAAUGCUGCUAUUGAGAAAUCGGACGGAUGCAAUAAGAUGGUAUGUUGGCGUUGCGAUACAUUCUUUUGCUGGUUGUGUGGCGCUAUACUUAAUCGAGGUGCACCGUAUGAGCAUUACCAAAAUUCAGAUUCAAAGUGCUUUAAUCUCUUGUAUCACGGAUUGAUAGAAGAGGAAGAAGAGGAUGACAAUGAUUUCUUCGAUUUCCCAUAUAAUCCAAAUUACGAGUGGGAGGACUUUGUGGAUGGUGUUAUGAUAUAACGUUGAAAUAAAUGAAACGAUACACUCGAAAAAUUAGUAGCCAUUGUUAGCUUUCGUGCAAAUAUGCUUAUACAAAUUUUUGCUGUGCAAAAAAUUAGGUACCACAAGUUACUUCAAUCAAUUUGUCUUUUAAGACCCAUAGUAACUUUUGUAUAUUCAUGAAACAACCACCUACAUAUGUAUUUCCCUUAAAUUUAUUGUGUAAAU
Molecule: messenger RNA, 1769 nt
Organism: Dufourea novaeangliae
Lineage: Eukaryota; Metazoa; Arthropoda; Insecta; Hymenoptera; Halictidae
Product: E3 ubiquitin-protein ligase RNF14-like
Exons: 4
Coding region: 30-1562 (510 amino acids)
Biological process (GO): protein polyubiquitination; ubiquitin-dependent protein catabolic process; positive regulation of proteasomal ubiquitin-dependent protein catabolic process
Cellular component (GO): cytoplasm; ubiquitin ligase complex
Molecular function (GO): ubiquitin conjugating enzyme binding; zinc ion binding; ubiquitin protein ligase activity
Source: RefSeq, a predicted model, not a curated record